CAAUUAUGUAAUCAAUUAUGAAAUCAUAAUUUGCAAGGAUGUACAUAAAUUUAUAAUAAAUGGAAGAUAAAACAGUGCUGAGUAUGAGGAAAGUUUCUUUUUAGUUAGAAAAUAAUUUUAUAAUAAACCACAAACCAAUCCUUAAUUAGAUAAUCUGAAUAAAUGGUAAAAUGAAAAAAGCAUAGGUUUCGUUUGAAAAGGGAGUAUAAUUUACAAUUUAUUUUAUUAAAAGGAUAAUAAUUAUUGAAAGAUCAGUUAAAAUGGAAUGACUUUUAACUCAAAAUAAGGAAUAAAAGAAGGUAAAAUUAAUUAAUAAAGAAGUUAAAAUAGAACGAAUUGAACAACAGAUAACUCUUCAAGCCUAGUAAUUAUUUAAAGCCUUAAAUAAUUUAUAAGUAAAUAAGUUUACAAAAAUAUUAUAAAAACUUAUGGAGUGC
This is a messenger RNA of Paramecium octaurelia, 437 nucleotides long. Lineage: Eukaryota; Ciliophora; Oligohymenophorea; Peniculida; Parameciidae. The record is from the annotation of a GenBank genome assembly.